UAUAUAAAGUAAUGGCGACAAUAAAAGAAGAAACGACUAUUCAGUUCGUAACGCGUGUUACAAAAAUUUUGUUUGCAAUCAUAAAAUAAAACAAAAUGACAUUCCUUCAACAAACACACUAUUUCAACAAAAAUCUGAAAUUUUGGCUGUUCCUUGGAAUCUAUCCAUUUGAAAUUAAUUCCAAAUUGUACAAAUUUUAUUCUAAAAUACUUUUUUUUGUAUUUAUAUUUCUAUAUGACUCUCUGAUUACCAUAAAUUUUUAUUUCUUGCCAAACGAUUUGAAUAUGAUCAUUGACGACAUGGUGUUCUAUUUUACUUUACUCUCAAUCAUACCUAAAGUAUUGACAUAUUUCAUUAUGAAAGAAGAUAUAAGAGAUAUAUUAAAUUUCCUAAAUGGCGAGAAAUUUCAACCUAAAAACGAAAAAGAAAUUCAAAUAAUAAACGCUGCAAAGAAAUUUAACGAGAAGUAUUGGAAAGUAGUAGCUAUAUUGUCCUAUUCUUGUAACGUAAUACUUCUUUGUACUCCUGUUAUUCAUCAUCUCAUUACAUCAGUUCCGUUGGAAUUCACAAUCAAUGGUUAUUUUUUUUUGUCUGAAGAUUUUAGAAGAGACUAUGUUUAUUACAUUUACUUCUACCAGGCAAUUGGUGCUCUUCUCAAUAUGCUUUAUAAUAUGAAUAUAGAUUCGUUUUUCUUGGGUCUCUUGAUAUUAGUGAUCGCCAAAAUCGAUAUUCUAGGUGAAAAGUUAAAUAGCAUUACAACCAAUAUCUCGGACUCUGACGGAAUGAUAAACAGAGACAUUGAUGAAAUUUGUAUAAGAAAAUUGAAUGAUUGUAUUCUACAUUAUAAUAAUAUAAGCAAAUUUUGUCUACUAGUGGAGAAAGUUUUUAGUGUGACACUUUUCGUACAAUUCACUGUAUCUUCAUGUACAAUUUGCGUCAGUUUAUACCGUUUAACUCUGCCAUCACCUCCAUCAUAUUACUUAUCCUUAGGGAGCUAUUUAUUUAUUAUAAUUGUUCAAAUAUUUGUGCCAUGUUACUUUGGAGCUCGGAUCAUGGACAAGAGUAGUCAAUUGUCACACGCAGUGUAUAGUUGUAAUUGGACUUCAAGAUCACGAAGAUUUAAAAGCAGCAUGAGACUGUUUAUCGAGAGGUCCCUGCGACCUCAUUCCAUAACGGGAGGGAAAAUAUUUCCUCUUUCUCUGGUCACUUUUACUUCUAUCAUGAACGCGGCAUAUUCUUUCUUUACUCUUCUUGAGAAUAUGCAAUCAAAUGAAACGUGAAGUAUAGAGGAAUUAAUCUUCUUAACUACGUCUUAUAUUAGUCAAUAUUUAGCGUUAUAGAAAUUUAAAGCAGGUACAAUUAUAAUAAAUAAUAAA
Danaus plexippus (monarch butterfly) is the source of this 1376-nucleotide messenger RNA. RefSeq names its product odorant receptor 46a-like. Bases 96 to 1280 code for a protein of 394 amino acids. Gene Ontology annotation, cellular component: plasma membrane. The transcript is spliced from 5 exons. Gene Ontology annotation, molecular function: olfactory receptor activity; odorant binding. NCBI's taxonomy places the organism in Eukaryota, Metazoa, Arthropoda, Insecta, Lepidoptera, Nymphalidae. Gene Ontology annotation, biological process: detection of chemical stimulus involved in sensory perception of smell; sensory perception of smell. The record is from RefSeq and is a predicted model, not a curated record.